This is a messenger RNA of Oreochromis aureus, 3286 nucleotides long. RefSeq names its product trichoplein, keratin filament binding. Gene Ontology annotation, biological process: apoptotic process. The transcript has 13 exons. NCBI's taxonomy places the organism in Eukaryota, Metazoa, Chordata, Actinopteri, Cichliformes, Cichlidae. Gene Ontology annotation, cellular component: keratin filament. The record is from RefSeq and is a predicted model, not a curated record. Bases 143 to 1642 code for a protein of 499 amino acids.
GGAAGUGUAUGUAUCGGUAACUAAGGAAAGCUGUAGUAUUGAAGUGAGUAAAUUUAAGCUUUCUGUGCGUGAAAGCAAAACGUCGAUUGUUUUUUUAAUUAAAAGCCAAGGGGAGGCAAACCGAGGUACCACCGAGAGGUUCAUGGCUCUGCCGACACUUUCGACCCGUGUGCCCAGUCGAUCUCGGGUCCUGGCCGACCAGCUGGCCCGGCAGCGGGAGCAGGAGGCCCGGUGGCGGCAGCAGUGGGAGCUGCAUGCUCAGUACUUCAGAGAGCAGAGCAUCCGCAGCCAGAAACAGACGGUGUGGAGCUCCCGUCAAUCCUACCAGCAGAGUAUGUCAGCAUACCAUAAAGACAGACUGAAGGAAGAAAAAAAAGCCCACUUGGAGCAGCGCAGGAAUCGACUCAGGGUAAUGCUGCAAGAGGAGCAAAACCAGCUGGAGGCAGAGCUCCGAGAGAUGGUCCCCGACAGGAGCACGUUGGCAAGUCAGUUGGUGCAAAAAAGUGAAGAGCUUCGCACGGCAAGAGAAGAGAGAAGAAAAAAACUUGCACAGGAGCUGUUGAGGGAGCACUGGAAGAGAAACAACCAAGAGCUGAGAAGGCUGGAGUCAGCAUUACAUAAAGAUCACGUUGUCAGCCAAUGGCAGGAGCAGAUAUCUGAGAAGAAACAGAAAGAAGUGGCGUACCAGGAGGAGACGAGGCGCUUUGAAAACGAGUAUGAGAGGACCAGAAGAGAAGCUCUGGAGAGGAUCAAACAAGUGGAGGAGAAAAGGAAAGAGGAGGAGCGUAAGAGAGGGGAGGAGCUACGCAAGCAGAUGGAAGAACUGAAGCUGAGAGAAGAAGAGGCCACUCGUCUAAAAAAGGAGCAAGAGGCUCUACUGGUGCAGCAGUGGGAGCUGGAGAAGAUAGAGGAGGACAGGAGGAAGGCGGAGGAACAGAGGAAGAAGUUUGAGAUCGGGCGUUUCUUGAUCCGUCAGUAUCGAGCUCAGCUGAGAAGAAGAGCCCAGCAAGUGCAGGAAGAACUGGAGGCCGACCGUAAGAUCCUGGCAGCCUUGCUUGAAGGAGAGGAGGAGGACAGGAGGUUGGAGACUGCAAGAAGGGAAAGAGCUGUCGCUGACGCCGCCUGGAUGAAACGUGUGAUUGAAGAGCAGCUGCAACUGGAGCGUGAGAGGGAAGCUGAGUUUGAAGUCUUACACAGGGAAGAAGCUCAGCGUGUCUGGGAGAAACGAGAAGUUCAGUGGGAGAAGGAGAGGAAAGCCAGAGAACGGCUCAUGCAUGAGGUGCUUGCGGGGAGACAGCAGCAGAUAGAGCUCAAAAUGCAGAAGAACCGUGAGGCUCAGGAGGAAUCUCUAAAGAGACGAGAAGAGCUUAUCAAGGAGCUUGAGUGGGAGAGGGAAUUCAGACGUGGGGAAAAGGAGCAAGAAGAGGGCCGAAGGACAGCACGGAGGCAAGAGAUAAAUGCUCAGGUGGAGCAGCAACAAGAAGAGCAGUGGGAGGAGCGGUGUAGGAAAGAACAGGAGGAAGAGGAAGAACGGGAAGCCCUUCGAAUCCAAGAAGAGGAGCUGAGGCUUGAGAUGCAGAGGAUCGCCAAGAAAGGGUACCAGGACAAGAUUCACAGCAGGCCACGAUCAGCCUGGACAUGAGAGACCUGCCAGACUGAAGUGAAGCCGAACAUGAGCUGUUGUAUUUUUUCUGUUAGGAAUUAGCCUUAAAGCAUAUUUCAUGCUUUUUAAACAACCCUAUGAAGACAUAAAGGCCAUUUGUCACUGUAAUUAUGUUGUUGGUCAACACUGAGCAUGAAGCAUUAUGUGUUGUCAAAUGACUUCAAUGUGACAGAUGCACGAAGAAACUAUCUGUCCAAAUUCAGGAUAAAAACAUCCAAUUUUAAAGUUAAAAUAAAAGCUGUCACCCAUUGCAGUCUUUGAACUCAUCCUGUUGACGCAGGCUUGCAGUGGAAUUUUGUACAUCUUUCACUUCUGUUGUACAUUAGUGUUUUUUAACAGCCAAAAGAAAACUUUGUCCUUUGAAAGGAUAAAAUGUUCAGGUAGGCCACAUGCGUCUCCUGUCAUGCCAUAUUGAUUAAAUUCAAUUUUCAUUUGUUGGACUCGAAUCAAUUUGUCUCUGCUCUUAGAGCUCUUGAAUGUCUAUAAAGUUUCUAUUCUGUGUGUAUUAAAGCUGUUGCAAUCAAAUCAUUUGAGCAUUUUGUAUUUACAAACCACAACCGGUUAUAGUUAUAAAUUAAGUUUAUUUAGAAAAUAAUUAUUUCCCCAAAAUGCGCCUUCUGCUGCAUCACGCAUCCCUGCACUCCAUGCAACCACAGAGAGGGACGUUACUUAGAACAGAUUUCAGAAGGAAAAUGAAAUCUGCAACACCUGGCGAUGAUGAACAUUGGCUAGCACAGUAUUACAGGAUCCCAUAUGUUGCACAUUACAUACAAAAACUAGCAGCAACAGAACGGAGCACAAUACACAUGGACAUACAUACAGUAUGGUUAUUAGCACUAAAUAUUAACACCAAGAGUGGCUGUAGUGUACAGUGCAAUGGGUAGCCUAUUAGAAACACACCAAAUAAUCCUAACUUGAUGCAACAACAUCUCGGUGCUGGUGAAGAUGAUAACUUGGCCCCUGAACAAGUGUUUCUUGCAUUCAUUGACUUGACAAAUGGGCACACAUAAAUAGCUGCAGUAAGUGCACUGCAGACUGGAUUACACUUGGGCAGGGAGCAUGUCAUAUAAAUAACUUUUUUUUUUCUCACUGUAACAAACAUUAUCCACAUUGCACUGAAACUGAAGUGUGCGUAAAGUCUUCAACUUAUGGAAGCUAACAAAACCAUACGCUCCUCUUUUUUCAUAUUAAAACUUUACAGUGUAGUGAUGCUUAAACAGUGCAAUAGAUUAGAGGAAGCUCCUUUUGCUACAAGAGUGUUUGUAAUAGCAUCCAAUGAUAACGAUUUCAUGGCUUAUUUAUGGUUUUUCAGCAUCCAUGCGUGGCUUUGGUUUGAUAACACUGACCAGUAUCAUAUCGAUUUACUGUGCUCUUUGUCCUAAUUCAAGACAUUAACUCUUUAAUGAUAUUUUUAUUUUUAAUUCUAAUUAUCAAAGUCAAAACAAGCUAUUUCCCCAGCAUGUUAGCUGGAAGGUCAUAUUUCCCCCCCCCCCAUCAGAAAAUGUGCUUCUACAAAAGCUGGCUAAGUUUACGACUUUUCCCUUGACGCCCAGACUUUGUCCAACUUUGUCUUUAAAUAUUGUCAAUGCUUAUUCAUAAAUAAUUAAAAAAACAAGGCAUGCA